Molecule: messenger RNA, 1792 nt
Organism: Chondrus crispus (carragheen)
Lineage: Eukaryota; Rhodophyta; Florideophyceae; Gigartinales; Gigartinaceae
Exons: 2
Coding region: 1-1605 (534 amino acids)
Cellular component (GO): membrane
Source: RefSeq, a predicted model, not a curated record
AUGGAAAGCACUGCAUUGUCUCAUACGUACAUGUCUCUCAUCCCAACUGCAUGGAACCUUCUAAGGCCCGAAGUCAUCGAGAUCUGCCCGGCAGGGAGCUUCGUUCCGUGCAGGCUCCAUCUCCAUGCCCCCGCCCCCCGUUCACUCCGGUUCCUCAUACCCUCCCUCCAGCCCCAUCGCGCCUCGCCCCGAUCGACGCACCGCCGCUUCCGUUCCCGCGCCAUGGUCAAGCUGUCCGCGCCCACUGCCGUGGGCGGAAUGAUUGUCUUCGGCACUGCGUGCUCACUCCUCGCCAAGCUCAUCUACUCCGUGCGCGCCAUGGACAGCUACGGCAACGUCUCGCCGUACGAGAAGCCUUGGUUCCAAGUCCUGGCCAUGUUCACGGGCAUGUCUGUGUGCAUUCUGCUCGACUUGCCGCGCCGUUCACGCGCGGCAGGCAUCGCCUCGGAGCGGUCCCCGCUGCUGCAGAACUCCGCCCCGGAGCCCGCGCCAUCCCAGUCCGUCUGGAUCAUCAGCAUCCCCACCCUGUUCGACCUCUUCGCCACCGCGUGCGGCACCACCGGCUUGCUGUACACCACCGUGUCAGUGUACCAGAUGUUGCGCGGCGCCAUGCUGGUGUGGACCGCCCUGCUCUCCAUCGUCUUUCUCGGUCGCCGGCUCACGCGUCUAAACUAUGCGGGCAUCGGCCUGUGCGUUUCGGGCAUCACGCUCGUGGGCCUGGCCAAUAUCUGGGCCGAGGAUAACCAGCGUGUGCGCUCGGAUACGGUCUUUGGCAUCCUCGUCAUCCUGCUGGGGCAGGUGCUGCAGGCCGCGCAGGCCGUCAUGGAGGAGUUCUUGUUGCAAGACUUGCGCAUGUCGUCUGUGCGUGUCGUCGCGUGGGAAGGCGUGUUUGGCAUCAUGCAUUGCGUCUUUUGGGUUUUUCCCAUCCUCUACUUUUUGCCGGGCAGCGAUCACGGGAGGCUCGAGGAUACGUGGGAUGCCCUGUUCAUGCUCACACAUUCGUGGUCCGUCGCGGGCAUCAUUCUUACCGACAUGACUAUGAUGUUGUUUUACAAUAUUUGCGGCAUGGAGGUUACUGAUUCGCUCAGCGCCGUGCAUCGCGUGGUUAUUGAGACGUUGCGCACGCUGUGCGUGUGGUUGAUUGAUCUUCUCAUCUUCUACGUGCUUACGGAUGGUACGCUUGGCGAGAGUUGGACCCCAUAUUCAUACCUCCAACUAGCAGGGUUUGCCCUUCUCAUUGCGGGGACUAUCCUGUACAACUGGGAAAACCUCCGCGCGGAUUACCGCAAACGGCAGAAGGAGGCCGCCGUACACGUCCCGCUUGUCGACAAGGAGCCCUCCAUCCGCGAGAUUGAAGAUCGUCCAAUCACGGCUGUGCCACGACCCGGCGAGUAUGUAGAGCCGGUCUCCAAACCCAUGGCCGUCCAUAUCGAAGAUGGAUUUGAAGAUGACGAAGAGGAUGACGAGGAUAUUUCUGGAAGCUACUAUGGCCACACAGUAGGCAGUGUCGCGCAUAGCCCGUUUCUUGUCGCUGCGUCCGCGACCCCGUCCUCCUUUGUUGGCUCGUUGCGCCAGCGGAGCGGCUUCCAAACGAGCCCAUCUUAGACUGUCGUACUUCCUUGCUUCUUUCGCCAGAUCACAAAAUGUUUUUGCAACUACUACGAAGAAGUUUUGUUUGAUAUGUAUUAUCUGCGCUGGGUGCAUGUCUAGUACAAGUAAAGCCCGGCCCAUCAAUGGGCUUGCUCACUCGCGGAGCCCAGGCGAUGUCCCGACCCGCCAACCUUCUUCUCAA